ACCCAUUCAAAAUGCCUACCAAGCAAGCCGGCCCCGCCUACGUCCUAGGCGUCGGGAUGACCAAAUUCAUCAAACCCCGUGGGAAAGUCGACUAUACGGAGCUUGGUUUCGAAGCAGGGGUCAAGGCUAUGCUGGAUGCGCACAUCAACUACGACGAUGUUGACCAAGGCGUGGCAUGUUACGUCUACGGGGAUAGCACCAGCGGCCAGCGAGUGUUCUACCAGUUCGGUCUGACGGAGAUUCCUAUUUACAAUGUCAAUAACAACUGCUCGACAGGGUCUACGGGGCUAGUUAUGGCCAGGAAUCUGGUGUCUUAUGGCGCGGCGGAUUGUGUGCUCGUUAUCGGGUUCGAGAAGAUGAAUCCCGGUAGCCUUGCUUCGUACUUCCAUGAUCGGGCAAAUCCCUUGGAGUUGUUUACUGUUAUGAUGUCGGAGACGAAGGGGAUUGAGAAGGCUCCCAUUGCCGCUCAGCUGUUUGGUAAUGCUGGACAGGAGUACAUGGAAAAAUACGGAGCGAAGCUGGAAGAUUUCGCUGAGAUCGCACGCGUCAACCACGAGCAUUCAAAACGGAACCCAUACUCACAAUUCCAGGACGAAUACACCCUUGAACAGAUCAUCAAAUCUCCCAUGGUCCAUAAACCCCUCACAAAACUGCAAUGCUGUCCGACAUCCGAUGGAGGCGCUGCAGCCGUCAUUGUCUCUCAAGCAUUCCUGGACGCCCGGCCGCACCUCAAGAGCCAAGCAAUCCAGAUUGCAGGCCAGAAACUAGUCACGGACGCACGCUCCGUCUUUGACCGCAGCGCUAUCGACAUGAUGGGAUUUGAAAUGGUUCGUAAUGCAUGCCGGGAAGUCGUCGCCGAAGCCGGCGUGAAUAUCAAGGACAUCAAGGUGUGCGAAUUGCACGAUUGUUUCUCAGCCAACGAGAUGAUAACUAUCGAUGCCCUAGAGCUCUCCGAGCCUGGAAAGGCGCACGAGAUGGUCCGCCGCGGCGACAUCACUUACGGCGGAAAGAUGGUUAUCAAUCCGUCUGGAGGUCUCAUCUCCAAGGGCCAUCCUCUGGGGGCUACGGGCAUUGCGCAGUGUGCGGAGCUCGUCUGGCACCUGCGUGGCUGGGCCAAUAAUCGACUAGUCAGCGGCACUGAUGCUGCCCUGCAGCACAAUUUAGGCCUGGGAGGUGCCGCUGUUAUUGCAGUGUACAAACGGGCAGAUGGAAAGGUUGCGACUGCUGUGCCAUCGGAUGUUGUCGCAAAGAUCACCGGGCUAGGAUACAACCCAGCUGUCGAGGCGAAGGGUUUCACGGCCGAGCAGGCCAAGUCAGUCCUGAGCAAGACUCAUAGCGAUAAAUAUGCGCAGUCGGGUAUCCCAGAGAGGGUUCUUGCUCGUUUCUAGUUCUGCAUUUUCCUGUUUCAAUGAAUGAAUAGGUGUAUAUAUAAUUAAUUGUUGAUGAAUCUCAGAUAGUUA
Messenger RNA from Monascus purpureus, 1460 nucleotides. Lineage: Eukaryota; Fungi; Ascomycota; Eurotiomycetes; Eurotiales; Aspergillaceae. The record is from the annotation of a GenBank genome assembly.